AUGAGGGCGAAACCUGGUAGAGAGGUGUUCGAAGCACUAAGCGUGAAGAAAUUGGCUGCAUUAGUAGCAUUUCUUGUCGAAUGUAGGAUUGAUGUCGCCUUCAAGGCAGACGCCGCAAGUGUGUGGGGCUUCGUUGGCGAAGGGUUCAUUGUUGUUUGGGUUGGUGUUCGUCAAGUCGAUAACACUGGAGUUUUCAUUCUAAUAAUGAGAGACAAGUAUGUCAGCAUCAAGCUCGCAAGCAAAAAGAAAGAAAGAGUUCUCGUGAUCCACAGAUUGAUCAUGGCUUCACGCAAUGCUGCUGCUGUCGCCUUACACGUGUCGCAGGCCAGGAUCUCCCUCUUGCGCGGGAAGCCCUCAUUGAGCCUCUUGCCUGAGCGACUGCGAUUAUGUGUGGCCGUGACCAAGAAGAUCUGGGCUGUAGCCCUAUCUCUCAUGCUGAUGGUUUGGGCAUCCAUCGAAUUCGAUCUGGAGAGUGAAUGUGAUUUCUGCAGGAGAACAGAGAUGGUGGAAACGAAGGCUGAUAAGGUUUGUGGUCGACAGAGCGACUUGGACAAUCAGCAGAGAAACGAGCAAGCUGAGAUGAUCGAAGUGGCCAUAAUUAUCCUGGUGCUGGCUGUUCCGGACCAUAAUGAAUACUCCUGCUUCUUCCGAUCGGGUAUGCACACACAGCUGCAGGCGACGCUUGCUAUCAAAGCCGCGAUGCAGGGCCCCGAAGCUAUUUUCCGCUCAGAAUUGGGCGAACACUGGCCUAAUUUCGAUCACAGCAACAUGGCUUCAUCACCAGAUCCGGUGCGUUCGUCCAGAAGCUUGACUGACGUCCAUCAAGCCAGAGUGGCCUUCAGGCAGGACGUACAGGCAGCUGCCCGAUACCGAAGUUUCAUGGACGUCGAUGAUCAUGAACCAUGGGGAUGGCGCAUGAUGAUCAUAGAGAGAGAGAGAGAGAGCGCAUCGACCAUUGAUGUAGGAGAAAGUAGCAGAUACGUCCUUCUUAGUAUAGGUGGUCCUGUUGGACUCCAACUGCCUCUCAUAGCAACUUGGGGCUACAAAAAGCUCGUUGGAGGUUCAAAGAUGCCGAGAUUCUGGAAUUCCCAACGCUUCUCCAUAAUCGAUUACUUUGACUUUGACACGAUCAUCAUUCUUCGGAUGAUGAAAUCACUCAUGCGACGGCAUAGAAUUCGAUAA
Molecule: messenger RNA, 1182 nt
Organism: Pseudocercospora fijiensis CIRAD86
Lineage: Eukaryota; Fungi; Ascomycota; Dothideomycetes; Mycosphaerellales; Mycosphaerellaceae
Exons: 16
Coding region: 1-1182 (393 amino acids)
Source: RefSeq, a predicted model, not a curated record